This is a messenger RNA of Bipolaris victoriae FI3, 390 nucleotides long. RefSeq lists its product as hypothetical. The transcript is spliced from 2 exons. Lineage: Eukaryota; Fungi; Ascomycota; Dothideomycetes; Pleosporales; Pleosporaceae. The coding region runs from base 1 to 390 and encodes 129 amino acids. The record is from RefSeq and is a predicted model, not a curated record.
AUGUCAUUUCAGACUCACCAGUCUUAUCUACUGCACACGUGGGCAGGUUAUUUGUGGGAGUUUAUGGACUCUAUGGUUCUUCUUUGUUUCGCUGAGACUGGAAACAACUACAACCAAUUAACCAAGAGGUUUGGCAUGGUCGGUAUGGCUCUGUUGCCAACUCAGAUCCUCUUGUCCUCAAAGCACGCCAACCCAGCUGCCAUUGCUUUUCGCACAACCUACGGGGCGACCAACAAGUGGCAUGCCAUUAUCGGAAAGAUUAUUUAUGUCAUGCUCACGUGCCACUUUGCGCUUUACCUGAACAAAUAUAUCCAAACGGGCGUCUUAUCACAAGUAUUCCGUCAUCGCGUGGUCAUUACUGGCUUACUAACUAUUCAGCUCCGCUUCUAG